AUGGUUCAAAAAGGUGUACUAUUCCAAAUAAUCGCAGCUUUUGCCGCUACUCUUGGAGCAAUGACCAUGGGCACAAUUCUUGGCUGGUCAUCUCCGAGCCUGACUAUAUUGCCCGACGCAGUUUCGUUUCCAGUCACUUUAGACGAUGCAGCGUAUUACGGUUCUGUUUUUGGAAUCGGAGCGUUUUUCGGCUCUAUACCGGCUGGAAAGAUAUCAACUUUUAUCGGUCGCUGCAACAGCAUGAUAAUCUACGAGCUGUUUAUCAUUAUGGGUUGGAUCAUUCUCACCAUACCAAAUGCUAUGUGGAUGCUGAUCGGUGGUAGAUUACUUCAGGGUGUCGGUGUUGGUGGAUUAUGUGCCAUCAUACCAUCAUACAUUGGCGAGAUUACAGAACCAAAGAUCAGAGGCACAUUAUCAGCGUCAUUUCAAAUUUUUAUUUGCAUCGGUAUUUUAUACUCCUUUGCCCUUGGCUCGGUCACAAAAUAUGUCGUGUUCAACGUGCUGUGCGGUAUAUGGGCCUUAUUUCAUGUAUUGGGAGCAAUCAUGAUCCCUGAAUCUCCGUAUAUUCUGUUGAGUAAAAAUAAGGACGAACAGGCCAAGGUUUCAUUGAAGAAAUUCCGAGACGGAAACGAUGAUGCUAUCUCCAAGGAAUUGUCUAGUAUAAAGAAUGAAAUUGAGACGCAGAGGAAUCAAAAGAAUUCAUUCAUGCAAGUUCUGGCGGACAGAGUUAAUCGCAAAUCUAUUUUCAUUGGUGUUGGUUGUAUGUUCUUCCAACAGACAAGUGGAAUCAACGUGAUAGUUUUCUACAUGAGUUAUAUUUUCAAAAUAACUGAAAGUUCGAUAAGCCCUCAAACUGCAUCCAUAAGUGUUGGAGUGGUUCAAGUGAUUAUAACAUGCAUUGCAAUGGCAGUAAUUGAUAAACUCGGUCGACGAAUAUUAUUGCUAGUUUCAGCGAUUCUAAUGAGCAUAAGCUGUGCUGGUUUAGCAAUUUACUUCAUAAUGAUACAACAUGAUAUGUCGCCUAAAGCUUUUGCAUGGUUACCCUUAACAUUUGUUGUUCUAUAUAUUUUGGCUUUUGCUAUAGGAUUUGGCCCUGUCCCGUGGGUAGUAAUGGGAGAGAUUUUCUCCAACGAAGUGAAACCCUAUGGCACAAGCUUAGCAACUGCUACGAACUGGGGUUUGGUAUUUUUAGUAACGUACUACUCGAAUGAAAUUACAAAACUGAUCGGAUUUAAUGGUCUUUUCAUAAUGUUCAGUAUAUUUUGCAUAUUAGCCGCUGUGUUUGUAUGGAUUUUCGUUCCAGAAACAAAAAACAAAACGUUUGCUGAGAUACAGUUGGAGUUAGGUGGAAAUUUGCCUUCAACAUCAACUGGUCCUUAA
This is a messenger RNA of Sipha flava (yellow sugarcane aphid), 1380 nucleotides long. Its product is annotated as facilitated trehalose transporter Tret1-like. Gene Ontology annotation, biological process: transmembrane transport; carbohydrate transport. NCBI's taxonomy places the organism in Eukaryota, Metazoa, Arthropoda, Insecta, Hemiptera, Aphididae. Gene Ontology annotation, cellular component: membrane. Bases 1 to 1380 code for a protein of 459 amino acids. Gene Ontology annotation, molecular function: sugar transmembrane transporter activity. The record is from RefSeq and is a predicted model, not a curated record. The transcript has 6 exons.